AUGGAGCUGGACCCCGCAGACUUUGCGUACCCGCUCAACAGGUCGAUGGCUAAUCUGAAGUUGCAAAGGUGGUCCGAAGCGAAGGAUGAUGCUUCGAGGGCCCUCGAGCUUGAUCAUGGAAAUUUGAAAGCGUUCUGGAGGAGAUCUAUCGCACGAAGAGGACUAGGGGAUUACUCCGGUGCACGACAAGACAUAAGACGAUACGCUGACGUCGGGGGAGAGCUGAAGAACUUGGUCGAUGAAGACGUCAAGAUCGCUUCUGCAGAGGCGGCGGCAAUGCUUGACUCCAUGGCUAGCGAGGACUCCACACCCAGUGGUUUCGUGGUGAAAGAGUCUCCCGGGAAGGGGUACGGUGCAUUUGCUACCCAAACCUUUCAACGCGGAGACCUCAUCUUCGCCGAACGCCCUCUCUACACUAGCAAUAGGGACUCUCCCCUACAAGUCGUAUCCGCCGUAUCUCGUCUCUCCCCGAAUUCGAAAGCGGCCUUCAUGUCUCUUCACAACGCAUGGUCCGGAGAUAACCUGUUUGGAAGCAGUGUCGUAGGCCUCAAGACGGCGGGAUUACAACCCGAGGAAAUGCGCCUCAUCAAUAUACACCAAACAAACUCCUUCUCGACCAGUGAGGGGAACGGUGGUCUCUUCCUCCGUUGCUCGAGAUUCAACCACUCGUGUCUCCCGAGUGCGAAGUAUAACUUCCACGAGCCGACGGGGGUGAUGAGGAUCUACGCACUGCGCACUAUCGAGCCCGAAGAAGAGAUACACGUCGGAUAUCUUAGUGGUUCGUUCCCCAAGUUGUACGGCACUCCACGCAGCGCGAGGCGGGCAAGGUUCGAGCGGACAUGGGGCUUCACGUGCGAAUGUGCGGUCUGCUCUCUCACGGGAGACGCACAGAUCAGGAGCGACGAACGAAGGACCGAGCUUACGCGGCUGUGGAAGUCUGUUCCGAAUUACGAUCCCUCCCAGACCAGGCAAAGGCUGCUCGCUAUCGUUCGUGGAGUUCGUCUCUUGGAUGAGGAGCGUUACGCGGCGGACAGAGACGAUUUUACGAAUGAUGCUGCGGCGAUAUGUGGGUAUCAUUCGGAUUGGGUGUCUGUGGCAUAUUUUGCGAGGAUAACGUAUGAGUGCAGAGUGGCAGAGUUUGGUGGGGACAGCCCGGAGGCGGGAGGCGCUGAUAUCUUGACGUCGUUACUGCACCCCAGGGAUAGCAACAUGGCGGGAUUGGGGGCGAAGAAGAUAUUCGAUGUGCGCAUUUGA
Molecule: messenger RNA, 1254 nt
Organism: Stereum hirsutum FP-91666 SS1
Lineage: Eukaryota; Fungi; Basidiomycota; Agaricomycetes; Russulales; Stereaceae
Product: SET domain-containing protein
Exons: 3
Coding region: 1-1254 (417 amino acids)
Molecular function (GO): protein binding
Source: RefSeq, a predicted model, not a curated record